Molecule: messenger RNA, 5515 nt
Organism: Dunckerocampus dactyliophorus (ringed pipefish)
Lineage: Eukaryota; Metazoa; Chordata; Actinopteri; Syngnathiformes; Syngnathidae
Gene: mgll
Product: monoglyceride lipase
Exons: 7
Coding region: 77-1156 (359 amino acids)
Cellular component (GO): membrane
Molecular function (GO): lipase activity
Source: RefSeq, a predicted model, not a curated record
ACGUUAGUCGUUGCAGUGUGUGGGUUAGGAUUAGGAUCAAGGCGAGCGUCCAUUUAAAGUGAGCACAAGCCUUUUUAUGCUCUCCUCCACGGAGACCAACAAAAACAUCCACGGGGCAAUGAACACCUUGACCGCCGCGACCUGCAUGCUUGCAGCUGGCCUGGGCUGCUUCCUGUACCGCCACGAUGUCUUACUGUGGCUGCUCUCUCUGGCAGAGCCCCCCCCCUCCUCCAUGCCCGAGCCGGGAGCUUCUCCCCGGCGGAGUCCGCAGGGAGUUCCGUACAGCGACCUGCAGCAUAUCGUCAACGCCGAUGGACUGCACCUGUUCUGCCGCUACUGGGAGCCCACCGGCCCGCCAAGGGCGCUGGUGUUCAUCGCCCAUGGGGCUGGGGAACACUGUGGUCCCUACGACGAGAUUGCAGAGAGACUAAAGGAAGAGAUGUCCCUGCUGGUCUUCGCACACGACCAUGUCGGCCACGGUCAGAGUGAAGGUGACAGGAUGAACAUCAAGGACUUCCAGGUGUACAUCCGCGACUCACUGCAACACAUCGACGUGAUGAAGUCUCGCCACCCUGACCUGCCUGUAUUCAUUGUGGGCCAUUCCAUGGGUGGAGCAAUAUCCAUCCUCAUGGCCUGCGAAAGGCCUACUGAUUUUGCUGGAGUGGUUCUGAUUGCCCCAAUGGUACAAAUGAACCCAGACUCAGCCACGCCCUUCAAGGUUUUCCUGGCCAAGAUUCUGAACCAUAUGCUGCCUAGCUUGAGUCUAGGGUCCAUUGAGUCCAAAUGGGUCUCACGGGACAAGAAGCAGGUGGAGGCCUAUGACACCGACGAGCUAAACUUCCACGGCGGGCUGCGCAUAUCGUUCGGCAUGCAGCUGAUGGGGGCAGCGGCUCGCAUCGAGAGGGCCGUCACAUCUGUCAGCUGGCCCUUCCUGCUCCUGCACGGCGACGCUGACAAGCUCUGCGACAUCAGAGGCUCCAAGAUGAUGUUUGAAAAGGCUCCCAGCUCGGACAAGAAACUCAAGGUGUAUGAGGGCGGCUACCAUGCUCUUCACCACGACUUGCCAGAUGUGGCGCAGUCCGUACUGAAGGAGGUGACCAGCUGGAUCCGAGAGCGCCUUCCCGACACCACACUGCCAUCACCACAAGGCUCGUAGACUUAACACCAUAAAGGAAACUGACCACCGCAGUUAAGCUAAAACAAUACUAGAACAUUCUCCUGUCGAGUGAUGACAGGAGUGUAGUCCUUUGGGCAUUUACUCCACUCUCUUUGCCUCUUUAUAGAUCACAUUUUCUAAGUGUUUCUUGAGAAUUGGGUUAAUCAGCCCAAGCUAGACUGGUUGAAGGAAAUUUACAAGUAAAUUCAAGUUGUAGUAUGCUCAGGUUUGUAGUGCAAUACUGACAUUUCUUUUGACAGUUCUCAUCUCAUCAUCCCUAAAAUGAUCUGAAAGAAUGUUUCACGAUAACAUUACAGCUAGAUACUGCCAGCACCCAUUAUCAUUUAUACAUUACAAAUCCUCCCCUCACAUUUUUAGAGUAGUUUCUUACAUACUAGGCCCCGAUAGGUCACAUGACUUCAAUAAAAAUGUAACCACUUCCACACAGAGAUCCUGCUGCAUCAGCCGUAACAAUAAAUGUAUCCGCCUGUACUUUUUUAUACAGGCAGCACAGUAGAGAUGCAUGUUAGGACACAUCUUCACCCUUCUGUGUGAAGUGGUUAAAGAGUAGAAGAGUGCUGGGUUCCGUCAUUAUGUCUCCUGGUCAACUUUGAAAGACGACUGAAAGUCUGGAAUGAAAGAGGGAACAAAUCAAAGAGGCCAAAGGUCAAGAGUUCAGAAGUGCUCCCCAUUGUGUCCUUUCACCUUCAGUGUCGAGCUUUAAUUCACAUAUAUCAUGUCGCGUUGCCCCCAUUACUGUGGACAAUAGAGUUAGUUGGUUCACACGCCAUCUGACAUUGGAGUUGGACAAUUUUACUCAAGGUGUAGUGCUUAUAUAGGGUAUAUAUAUAGGGUGUCAUGUAAAGGACAGCCUGAAUGAGCUCUGCCAAGUGUUUCAUUUCUUAUUAGACAUCUUUAUGACAUGUGCCCCAUUCGAAGCAAGCCAAAAGCUACUUAAAUGUUUUUUUUUUUAAUUCCAUAUUUAAUGUGUUAUCACCUUGGAAAUUACACAAAAGGAACAGUCACAUUUCUGGCUUGGCGCCAAUACUCUUCUAUUUUUUUUAGACUUUGACGCCAUGCCACCCCGUGUGGUUUGUUGCCAUGGUGACCAGUAGGCUUUGUCUAGGCAGUCACUUGUUCUUCUGUCACCCAAUAGUGCCUGUAGUGGUUGAUAUAACAAUAAGCAAAGAAAAUAUAAUUUAUAAGAAAAAUAAAAUGAUAAAAUAUCAAUGCUAUUUUUCAUGCAAAUUGACCUAUCAGAGCGCAUGAUUCAGGACUAAAUAUUAUAUUAUGUUGGUUGGAAAUCUUGAACUGAAUAUCAAUUCAAAAUAAUGAAAUAAGAUAGAGUACAAACUAAAAUAAUUUUUAAAAAGUAUUUAUGAAUAAUUACUAUUUUUGUUGUUAGUGUAGUAUUCAAAAUAAUUGUAUUGUCUGUAUUGAGGUUGCAAAAUAUAAAUAUUAGAUACUGUUGGUUGCAAGUCAUGAGAUAAAAGAUAUAAAAUACACAAAAAUAUAAAGUCAUUGCAAUAAAAGUUGUAUAUAUUAGUAAAAUAAUGUCACAAAAUACUCAUUUUAUUUUUCAUACAAUUUGAGAUGACUGCAUAUUUUCCCUGAUCAAAUAUUAGGUUAUGUUGGUUGUAAAAAAGGUUUUCAUCCAGUCUGACUGAGCACCAUGACUACUGCUGAGUAGUAUUGUGGUACUUACGAGUACUACGGCAGGUAGAGCAUACACUUCAGAGAGAAUCAGUGGCAUUGCCGGUGUAGCUAACUUGAAAUGCGCUUUCUGCGAGAUGGCAUGAGGGCAUUUUACUGCAAAACGUUCGCAUUAGGGCGGAGGAUGAUGGAAUAAAAGGACAGGAUAGAGACAGAACGAUACACUGGCUGUAACCAUGGCAGCACCUUUUAUGUUUUUUUUUUCUUUUUAAAUGUAUUCCGAUAAUUGUGCAGCAUGUGAAACAACGCAUGCUGUUAUCAGGGCCUGAUCUGUCCUUUAGACUGUUUGAUAUUAAAUCUUUUUCAAAUGUAGACAUUAUAAAUCUACAUUUCUUUUCAAAGAUGCACAUGUUGUAUCCGAUCUGUGAUCUAUAAUUAACUACAUCGAAUAUAAUCGCUCAUGUCACGUAUUUGCAUGGUCAUCAGCUGUUGCUAAGCAGAAUGUGUGGGGCACAGUGAGAUAGCAGGCGGCAGCGACAUAGGAAAUAACUGGUUAGGUCACAUUUGGAUGGUCACCUGUUGCUAGGCAGAAUUUGUGGGGCACAAUGCACUAGCUAGCAGGGGCAGCUUGGAUUCUUUUUUUCCCUGUUUUUUUCAUGGAUCACAAUUAGCUAGCUAACAGGCAGAGAACAACGCAGGGAAAAAUGGUCACGUGGGUCACAAUUGGUUAGCUAGCAAAUGCAGCAACAUAAAAAUUACUCAUGUCAGGUAACUUGUUGAUAGACAAUGCAAUUAGCUUGUUGUAUCAGUAACAUAACAUAAAAUGGCUAUCAAAUUAUCUUCCCUAGUUUUGUCACACAUUUGUAAGGACCCCUGUUGCUGAAUUUGUAGAGCACAAUAAGCUAACUCGGAAGCGCACUGUCAAAAAAUGUUGUGUUCGCAUUUGCAUGAUCACCUGUUGCUAGGCAGAUUCUCUGGGGCACAGUUCGCUAGCUAGUUGUCUCAGCAACAUAGAAGUACUAAAAAUUACUUUAAUCCUGGUCCUGUUACAGUCACUUGGUGCUAGGUAAAAUUUGUUAGGCAUAACUAGCUAGCUAAUAGGCGCAAUAGAAAAUAACUGGUUACAUCAUACAUGUUUAUGGUCAGCUUUUGCUUGUCAGAAUUCCUGUUUUAUACUGGUCAUGUCAUGUUUUUGUAUGGUCAUUUUUUUUGGCAGAAUUGGCUCAAUGACAGUUAGCUAGCCAGGAGGCACAGCAACGUGGGGAAAAAAAUGAAGGCUUCGUAGAACGCAGGAGGCACAGUUAGCUGGAGAGCAGGCACAGGAACAGAGAAAGACGUUAGUCAUGUCACACUUUGGUAUGCACACUUGUUGCUAGGCGGAAUUUAUGGGGCGCCAUCAUUGGUAUUAUUCAUUACUAUUGCAAGAACACAUCAUCAGUAGGAUAAAACUAACCAGUCUCACGACGUUCUAUUCAAAUUCACAUUCUAUUCAAUUACCAACAGAUUCUUUUUUGUACCACAGCAUCAUCUGCUGGCUGGGUUGCGGCACUGCCCCACUUGACCUGAAUUCAUGUAAACCCACUACUGCAAUGUCCACAUCCACUGUAAUACUACUCUAUACUUUUACAAGCAUGCUCUAUUUGCAGUUUGCUGUGCAGCUAUAUAUUUAUAUAUAUGUUUGUAUCUAGACAGAGCACACACUUCCAGACAAUAAUCAGCAUGACUGUUACUAUCUUUAUUUAGUUUCCAAUAGUAGGUAAGAAUGUUUAAGUGGGUGGGGGAAUGUUGAAUGCUGUAGAGUACUUCAGUUUGAGAUUUUUUUUUAUUUUAUAAUGACUUUAUGACUGUUCCUUAAAAAAGCAGAAUUAUGGACCUUGGUGUGUGUGUAAAUACAGUAUAUUCUACUGAUCUGACCUGUGAAAUUUAAUUUGUUUUUCAUUUUUUUGUUCUGUUUCUGAGAAGCUAAAAAUGUACAAUAAUUCAACAUCACUGAUGAGGCAUUUUGGAAAAUUUAUGAAGCAUUUUUUAACAUUAUUUCUAUACUAUAAUAAGACAUUGUACUAUAUAGCAUUGCUUACUCAAUGUUAAGGAUAUGGGUUGUAGGAGUUACCAAUGUAUAUAACAUGAUGUAUACUGAUCACACAUUCGGGACAAUGCACUUUUUUAUACCUUAUUAGAGCACACAUGUAAUUUGUAACUUUUUAACAUAGGUUCAAAGUUGGUUGCAGUCCCAAAAAUGUCAACGCUUCUCUUGUGAGUUUUUUUGUAAUGACCCAGUGCUGAAUUCAUCACUACAUUUUGCAUUUUAUGAUAAAAACAAUGAAUGUUCCUUUUCCUGGCAUGUUUUGCAGCAUGUUGGGACAUAGUAAGUUUACUCCCUGUUAACUCCACUGCAUGUAUGUGAUGAUUUAUAAGUGGAUAUGGGGGUAGGGCACUGAUUGGGCCUCACCAGAUUCCUGAAAAUAGUUAAAAUAUUUUCUAAAAUGCCUACCUGCAGUAACUUAACAUGGACCUUAUAUUGUAUUGUUUUGUUUAGAGAUUGUAGUAUCUAUUAGUGUUGUUUGUGCCUUAUUGAUUUGACGCCAUGACCAAGAGUGUGAGCAUGUUGGUGCAAUAACAUGUGUGGGACUCCAUCAGGGUGACCAACAUUGUAGAGUUAAUGAACAUUGCUUUGUCUGUCUGUUGAAUAAAUAGCACUUUUACUCA